AUGCAGAAGCCUAGUCAGAAAGAGCAUCUCUACAAGCUACUGGUGAUUGGGGACCUAGGUGUGGGCAAAACCAGCAUCAUCAAGCGCUACGUCCACCAGAACUUCUCCCCUCACUACCGGGCCACCAUUGGGGUGGACUUUGCCUUGAAGGUGCUCAACUGGGAUGCUGAGACGGUGGUACGGCUGCAGCUCUGGGAUAUUGCUGGUCAGGAAAGAUUUGGAAACAUGACAAGGGUCUAUUACAGAGAAGCCAUGGGAGCGUUUAUUGUCUUUGACGUUACAAGACCAGCGACGUUUGAAGCGGUGACAAAAUGGAAAGAGGAUCUGGACUCUAAGUUGAUUCUCCCGAAUGGCAAACCCGUGGCGACCGUUCUCUUAGCAAACAAAUGCGACCAGGGAAAAGAUGUGCUUACGAACAACGGUCUCAAGAUGGACCAGUUCUGCAAGGAGAAUGGGUUUGUGGGAUGGUUUGAAACAUCGGCUAAGGAAAACAUAAAUAUAGACGAAGCUUCCAGAUGCCUGGUGAAACACAUAAUUGCUAGUGAGAGUGAUCUAAUGCAGCCCAUUGAACCAGAUAUUAUAAAACCACACCUGAAUUCUUCUAAUAUUGUCAGUUGUUCAGCUUGCUUUAAAUCCUAAGGGACGCCCAGACUAUUCCUGGAUACUAGAGCUGAGCAAAUAGUUAACAAUGAAUAAUUUAUCCAAAAUACACAACCUGUUUUUCUGCUCACAGAAUAUCCAUGAGCAGACUGCAAUUUUCUCAAAUGUAUGUGUUUUUUAAAAUUAUUCAAUGAUUUUUUGACUCUUUGGAUUGAUUGUGAACAGUUCACUUUAAUAGUAACUAUUCAAAUUGUUUUGGUUAGUUGUGAUUGGUCAGAUAAGUCACACUGUGGUGUUC
Terrapene triunguis (Three-toed box turtle) is the source of this 898-nucleotide messenger RNA. It is a transcript of the gene RAB38, whose product is annotated as RAB38, member RAS oncogene family. Bases 1 to 639 code for a protein of 212 amino acids. NCBI's taxonomy places the organism in Eukaryota, Metazoa, Chordata, Testudines, Emydidae. Gene Ontology annotation, molecular function: GTP binding; GTPase activity. The transcript has 3 exons. Gene Ontology annotation, biological process: endosome to lysosome transport; phagosome-lysosome fusion. Gene Ontology annotation, cellular component: lysosome; late endosome; phagocytic vesicle. The record is from RefSeq and is a predicted model, not a curated record.